Molecule: messenger RNA, 1380 nt
Organism: Magnolia sinica
Lineage: Eukaryota; Viridiplantae; Streptophyta; Magnoliopsida; Magnoliales; Magnoliaceae
Product: NEP1-interacting protein-like 2
Exons: 6
Coding region: 286-1053 (255 amino acids)
Source: RefSeq, a predicted model, not a curated record
AACAAAUAAGGCCAGAUUGUAUCAAAAAAAUAAAAAAAAUAAAGGGUCACCACAAAGAGUGUGGCCAUUAAUGCUUCCGGAGUAGGCGGUGGGCAUGGAAAGAUGGUUGGGCCAUGUAGAUGCGCUGAAGUGUUCUUAAAUCCCAUCAAUCGAUGUUUUACCGUGAAUGAAAUAUGAACAAUAGGAGAAAGAAAAGACGUCGUCUUCUUUUGCAACUCGCAUCAGUCCAUUUCCAUCAUCCGCUUCCAUCCAUCCGCACUAGAAGGCCCGACCUUCUGGUUGUGGAUGGAGGUGGCUCUUCCCUGUACGUGCGCUAGCCACGGUAACACCAGAGGCAUCUGCAGCACCUGCAGUAGCUUGAGCGGCAUUACGUCCUCUCUUUCUCAUCUCUCGGAGAUGUCUGUUGUCGAAAAUGAAGGUUCUGAAGGUGGAGCAUAUUUCUAUAUUCCCCGUUUGAUUUUUGGCGCGCUUUCUGGAGCUCUCACUGGUCUUUUCGCGCUUGCUGGAGCUUUCACUGGAGCAGUCACUGGCGCAUUAGCUGGUCGGGCCUCUGAUAGCAGUGUUCUACGUGGAGCUGGGCUAGGAGCUGUUGCUGGGGCUGUCCUCUUUGUUGAAGUUUUAGAGGCUUCUCGUGCUUAUUGGUGUACAGAGAGAUCCGGCUCUCGUAAUUCAUCUUCAGUGGCAGAUUUUAUCGAGGAGCUCCUUCAUGGGCGGUUUGUACAAGAGCAGUUUGCACCUGCAAUGUUCACUUCAUACCGAUGGCAGGUCAGCACCAGUGACAUAAGCUAUGAUGAGAUGUACGACACCUUUGGCGAAGUUGCAGCGAGAGGGCUAUCAGGGGAGUCACUGAAGAAGCUUCCUUGGCAUGUGAUCACAGAUGAAGACAAGGAAGGCUGUGGUGAAAGCAUCUGCUGCACGAUUUGUUUGCAGGAUAUCAAAAUGGGGGAAAUGGCAAGGAGCUUGCCUCUGUGCAGGCACACAUUUCACCUGUCCUGUUUGGACAACUGGCUUGUCAGACAUGGGUCAUGCCCUGUAUGCAGACGGGAUGUGUAGUAGGCUUUUAUGUACAGCAAGGACCUGUGAGUAGUGGGCACUUUCAGCUCUGAGCCUUCUGGUGCUUUUAAAGAAUUGUCAGUAUAUACCCCAUGUAUAUAAUUAAUCUCCUCCCAUGUAUAGAGGAUCUAGAACACCUUUAUCACACUGAGAAAGGGUAAAUGUUAUCUUUAGAUUUUUACUGUAUUUGAGUUUUUUUUUUUUUUUUUCAGUUCGUCACCAACCAGUUGGAGGAUGUGCACCAUGUAACAUAAAUAUAUAUUGCGCCGUUAACAUUUAAGACUUGUCUUAUUUGUCUAAGAUAAAGAGUUUUGUUGGAGAACAUAA